GGCAGAUAGUGUCCACGGUGGCUGGCCCGGAAGCUGAGUGGGCCUCGGCCCUCAGCGUAUUCUGCCAGGGCCAGGCCAGAACUGCCUGCCUCCUCUUCUGCGGCUGAUCCAAAACCAACAAGGCAGCCACAGGCCGUCGGUGCCUGCCGCCUUCCACCAGGGGCCCGCCAAGACAACCUUCCACCAUGGCUUUGAAGAGAAUCCACAAGGAACUGAACGACCUGGCGCAGGAUCCCCCAGCACAGUGUUCAGCAGGUCCUGUCGGGGAAGAUAUGUUCCAUUGGCAAGCUACAAUCAUGGGGCCAAAUGACAGUCCCUACCAGGGUGGAGCAUUUUUCUUGACAAUUGAUUUCCCAACAGAGUACCCCUUCAAACCACCUAAGGUUGAAUUUACAACAAGAAUUUAUCAUCCAAAUGUUAACAGUAAUGGCAGCAUUUGUCUUGAUAUUCUUCGGUCACAGUGGUCUCCAGCACUAACUAUUUCAAAAGUACUUUUGUCCAUCAGUUCUCUGUUGUGUGAUCCCAAUCCCGAUGAUCCCUUAGUGCCUGAGAUUGCUCAGAUCUACAAAACAGAUAGAGACAAGUACAACAGAACAGCUCGGGAAUGGACUCAGAAGUAUGCCAUGUGACUAAAGAGAUUAUUGGAUCCUCUGCGAAUAAAAGCUAGGGGAACUCUGAAAGAGAAAGUCCUUUUGAUUCCCACUUGACUGUUUGCUGUGAACCCACGAUGUACCGGCCUCGUCCUCCCUGGUGCACGGUCUUCAUCUGAUACAGUACUGUUGCAUGUUGCACGCACCAAAAAUACUGUGUUUCUGUACCAACACUGUCUCCUAGCAGACGAGCCUUCUCCAGGCAUAACCUAGGUGUGAGAUUAAAAGUUUUCCUUAUUGACUUAAAUCUGGAUAACAAGGUGUGAGUGAGGGUGGUGGGUACAAGAUACUGCUCAGAAGGGGUAAAGGUCCCCAACCUAUAAGACAAUGAGAUGGCUUUUCAGUGGAAGCCAUUUACAGCUAAAUGUUUAAAUGAAUGAAAAGCUAGGUGAAGAACAUGAAUGUUCCUGUACUCAUUUUAUUCCAAAAGACCUAGAGCUUAAAUGAACAUUAAAACCAACCAGACUAAGCCAACCCACCUCCUGUAUUUUAAAGUCUAAUUGGUCAACAAAAAUAGAUCGGCACUAUCGGUCCAUAAAGUGUGCCUGGCUUUGUUCCCAAAUCCUUUAUACACGGAUGACUCAACCUAUUUUCUUUCACACUUUCUCUCCAUAUUCUUUGGUUUACUUGCGGUUUCUCAGUUGAUUCAUCACUAAUAGCUCUUAUUUUUAUUAUAUUAACUGCUUAAUCUAUUUGGAUGUAAAGGUAGACAUUCAACUUGAUGAAAAAAGCUUGUGUAUAGAGACCUAAUUGCUCCUCUGGAGCUUGUACAGUCAAGAAUGAUGCAUCUGUGUAAUAAACCAAUUAUUCUAGCCAUUACAUAAA
This is a messenger RNA of Rattus norvegicus (Norway rat), 1475 nucleotides long. It is a transcript of the gene Ube2d2b, whose product is annotated as ubiquitin-conjugating enzyme E2D 2B. Gene Ontology annotation, molecular function: ubiquitin conjugating enzyme activity. Lineage: Eukaryota; Metazoa; Chordata; Mammalia; Rodentia; Muridae. The coding region runs from base 186 to 629 and encodes 147 amino acids. The record is from RefSeq and is marked provisional. The transcript has a single exon. Gene Ontology annotation, biological process: protein ubiquitination.